AAACGAGCAGAGUUUCGCGUUCGAAACGUCGAGACCACACACUCGGCUCUUUUCAGUUCAGAGGCAACACUACCACAAAAUAGAUUUACACUUGGUUGUACUAUACCCACAAGUUUACUAUUUAUUUAUAAAUUCUUCUUACGUAUUGUUCCUGCUCUUGUAAAACCACAUUCUUCGUUCGGCAUUCAUUGAUUCACCAAAAGAGAAACGUUGGCAGCGUGGGCGCUCAAAAGCCCCAAUGUUUAAACUGGUUGCGUGUGUGGUGAUGGUGGGUGUCGUCUGCUCGUUGUGUGAAAGUGCAUCAUCAAACAACAACACCAAGCUGUACCUUCUUGGUCUGUUUCCAAUGACCGGGGCUUGGGCUGGAGGUGAGGCCCUCUUGCUUGCUAGUCAGCUGGCCGUGAGAGAUAUAAAUGCCAAUCGUCAUGUGCUACCGGGAUUCGAGCUCGUCUUGCUACCCAAAGACACAGCGUGCGAUGGCGGGAAAGCAACGGACGCAAUGUACAGAGAGUUGUACAACAGAUCAACUACAAAGAUGAUGAUCUUAGGCGGUGGCUGUUCCACGGCGACUGAACCCACAGCACAAGCUUCACAUCAUUGGAAUCUCAUACAGAUCUCUUUCACGUCAACGUCUCCCAAACUCUCACAGCGUGAAACUUAUCCCCGAUUCUUCCGUCUCAUCUCGACACUGUCGAUGCACAACAUCUUCAAGAUUGCCCUCUUCCGAGAGUUCAACUGGCGGAAAGUGGCCACGCUGCACGAGUCCGUCAGCUUGUUCACUCUGUCAAUGGCCGAUUUUCACAUGGAUGCUUCAAAAGAAGGGAUUGAGAUCCUGGGAGCAGAGAGCUUUGUGGACAACCCCAUUACCCAAGUCGGAAAUAUCAAGCAAUUAGGAGCCCGUGUAAUAAUAGGCGGUUUCUACAGCAACAUGGCGAGGAGAGUUUUCUGUGCUGCCUAUCAUCAUCAACUGUACGGUCCAAAGUACGUCUGGAUCUUACCAGGUUGGUUGGAGAAGAACUGGUGGCGGGAACCAGACGACUCAAUAGACUGCACGGUGGAGCAGAUGGACGAGGCAACUGCCAACUACUUCGGUAUAGAUAUUGAUACGUUGCCUACUGACAACAAUCGGAGACCGUCACUAGCUGGCCUGACAACCAGCGAGUUCUUAAAGAACUUUGGAGCCAUUUAUGAAUCCAGCGACCCGGAGUCCUUGGUCGGGUACCUUGAAACAUCCCUCAGUUAUGACACUGUCUGGACAGCGGCACUUGCGCUUCAAGAAGCACAGAAACAACUCCUUGAGUUGGAACCUCCAAGGACCUUAUCGGAUUUUAUGUACGACAACGUCACUGCAGAUAUAUUAUUCAACAUCAUAAGCAGGAUGACAUUUGAAGGCGUCUCGGGACCGGUGAAAUUCACAUCAUCUGGAGACAGGUUGGGUUUGUACGUACUACGACAACUACAAGAUGGCGAGAUCGUGUCUACGGGAAUGAUGGACCCAACCAACGGGUCGGGAUAUGACAUAGUCUGGGAUGGAUACCAAUCAGUACAGUGGCAAGGUGGGUCGCCCCCUAUUGACUUUAGAAUUGAAAGAGAAAUCCGCCAGACGGUACAGCCGUCGUUAUUCACCACCGGAGUAGUGUUUGCUGUGGCCGGUAUCUCCCUGGCAUGUGCCCUCUUAGCCUUCAACAUUCGCUUCAGGAAGCUACGAGUGAUCAAAAUGUCAAGCCCGAACAUCAACAACUUGAUGCUCAUAGGUGGAAUAUUAGCGUAUCUUUCAAUCAUCUUUCUUGGGAUCGAUACGGCAAUGGUGUCGACGGAAACGUUUCUAUGGAUGUGCAAGGCGAGGACAUGGUGCCUUUCCGUUGGGUUUUCCAUGGCCUUCGGGUCCAUGUUCAGUAAAACAUGGCGAGUGCAUAAAAUCUUCACCAACAAAACAGCAAGGAAAACGGCUGUGAAAGACUUCAGGUUAUUUAGUUUCGUUGCCAGUCUGAUUCUUGUUGAUGUUUUGCUCGUUGUUCUGUGGGAGACGUUCGAUCCUCUGCAGGCCAAGGAGAAACAUGGAUUGGAACAAGUGGAUGACGAAAACGAUGACAUCAUCUACACGCCAGUACGUAUUAUGUGCGAGUCUGCGCACCAGAUAUAUUGGAUCGGUUCCUUCUACGUCAUAGACGGACUGUUGCUGGUUUUUGGCGCCUUUUUGGCUUGGGAGACUCGAACUGUAUCAAUCCAAGCUCUGAAUGACUCUAAGUUUAUUGGUGUUUGCAUCUACAAUAUAUUGAUAUUCUCCGUCAUCGGGGCACCGAUAUCAUUCGUCCUGGAGGAUAGAAACGCCCUCUACGCCUUGGUGGCUGGUUUGAUCUGGCUAGCAACCACUCUCACACUAUGUGUGAUAUUUAUUCCUAAGAUAAAAAUGAGGAAUAGCAUUAUACCAGCUCAUAAUCGCAACAACACGAUGAUCUCAACAAACACACUGACCCAAGACCGUCAAAUAAGAAACUUGGUUGAUACACAGAAAGAUGAACUGCAGCUAUUGCGUCAGGAAAUACUGCAGCUCAAAAUGGUAAAUAGGAAAUUAUCGUCUGGCAGAAAACAUCAAGAACUAGGUGACCCAAAUCAGACUGAUGACACGCUAUGAACCAAUCCAUCUCCAACAGAGAGUAGGCC
Asterias rubens (European starfish) is the source of this 2664-nucleotide messenger RNA. RefSeq names its product gamma-aminobutyric acid type B receptor subunit 1-like. The transcript has 18 exons. The record is from RefSeq and is a predicted model, not a curated record. Gene Ontology annotation, cellular component: G protein-coupled receptor heterodimeric complex; membrane. The coding region runs from base 239 to 2635 and encodes 798 amino acids. NCBI's taxonomy places the organism in Eukaryota, Metazoa, Echinodermata, Asteroidea, Forcipulatida, Asteriidae. Gene Ontology annotation, biological process: gamma-aminobutyric acid signaling pathway; G protein-coupled receptor signaling pathway. Gene Ontology annotation, molecular function: G protein-coupled GABA receptor activity.